AUGGAUUUGUUGUUAUUACUUUGCGGUUUAUGUCCUCUGCUUGAGUGCUCCGGUGUGAGGAACGCAACUCCUCGUUUACAAGAGGCUGGAUUGAUAGUGUAUGUUUCGACCGAGUACUGUGAGACUCAAGGUACAUCGCAAGGAUUUCUGAAACGGUCAUUAAAGGUGCUUGAUAUAGUUCUAGUUUUUUUGGCUCAAGAUGUCGCCCGUGUAGAAUUACAAAACUGUCAAGUAUCUUGUGUUGUUUUGGAGAUGCUUACAUGGUCUGGUACAACAAAUGUAUUGAAAAAUGCGCAGAUUUUGCUUCAUCUGAUUCUUUGUGGGCUGCUUAAUGGUGAGAAGGGCGCGUGGUAUUGUGAUUCGAAGCUGGAUAUGAUCUCUGAAGGACAUAAUCAAAAGCCAUUGGUGAAUUAUUUUCUUUUUGACCAACGUAUACAUUUUAGGGACAUUCUUACCACCCGCCUAAGUAUGUCUAUAUUCUCCUCUGUACAUCUACGAGGAUUCGAAAAGGCUUCUGUCCAAGAGGUCAUUGUGGUUCUAGAGGCCUUGGUAAACGGAAAUAUUUUGGAGCAUGUUAAGCAAAGGUAUUUGUAG
Molecule: messenger RNA, 594 nt
Organism: Trypanosoma rangeli
Lineage: Eukaryota; Euglenozoa; Kinetoplastea; Trypanosomatida; Trypanosomatidae
Exons: 1
Coding region: 1-594 (197 amino acids)
Source: RefSeq, a predicted model, not a curated record